UUCAUUUUCGCUAUUUCAUUUCCGGUUUGUUAAAACGUAAAUAUCCGUCACAUGCAGAUGACAUACGGAUGGUAGUUUAAGAAGAAACAUUACAAAAUGGGUGUCGCAGAGAGUAAAGAUAAUGAUGACCACGUUGAAGGAAGCUUGUUUUCAGCGGAAGAACAAAUUGUUAUCAAACAUUUGCACGGGAAAAUAUCAGCUACUGAAGAUUCGUUCAAGAACCACUUAAAACUACUGAAUGACAAAUUGGCAGGAAACUUAGUGAACUAUUUAUCCAGCCUUAAACCUCGUCCCCAAAAAGGUGUUUUAUUUACAUAUCGCCAAUUUCAUACACUGCUCAGUCAAAUAUUCAGAGGAAAUUCCACAGACCAAUCAAUUGCUAUAAGGGGAUUGUGUUCACAAAACAAGGAGAUUUCAUCUGAAGAUCUGUUUCAGGCUGUAUUACAGUUGGUGACAGCUUAUAGAGAGGUGACUCGAAAUCUACCAGCAUGGUCAAAGUGGACUUUGGAUCAAGAAACUGAGCAGCACAGAAAAGAAUUUACUUUUGGAAUAUUACAAGAGCUGUUCGAUAAAGGUUCAAGUAAGAAGGGCCCAGUACCAAAAGCCAAGGUUCCAGAGGGUGUCAGCUAUACAGAGUCUGAUGUGGAGGAUCUGUUACACAAAUCUCCACUUUUCAUACAUGUCUGUGAUACUGUGUUCACGAAGUUAUUUCCUAUCAGUACAGAUGAGACUUUACGAAUGGAAAAGCUGUGUUCAAGUUUGCCAGUUCCCGUAACCAUGGUACCUCAUCAAACUAUACUCGAUCCUUACGCCAUGAUGUUUUUAAACUUUAACCUUCCGAAAGAUCUGCAGACAGAAUGGCGGCUUGUGUUCAGCAACAGUGUGUUCGGAGACAGUUUUACACAACUCGUGGCUCACAUGCUCAACAAGGGGCCCAGCCUCCUCAUUGUCAAGGACAAGACUGGCCAUGUUUUCGGGGGAUAUGCCACUCAAAAAUGGCAACUCAACUCUAAAUUUUACGGUUCUGCUGACAACUUCCUGUUCACCCUUUCUCCACAAUAUGGAAUUUACACCACAACAACUUACAACUCUAAUUAUAUGUAUCUAAACCAAGGGCAACAAACACUACCCAAUGGGCUGGGCAUGGGUGGUCAAUUUGAUUACUUUGGACUGUGGAUUGACCAGUCCUUCAACUAUGGCCAUAGUAAAGCACAGCCUCGCUGUACUACCUAUGCCAGUCCUCAGUUGUCAGGGGCGACAGAGUUUGAGGUGGUAGCCCUAGAAGUGUGGGAGGUCGGGCCAGAGCCCAAGGCUGACAGUGAUGAUGAGGAUGACAAUGAGAAGAAGAAGAAAAGUGUACUGGACGGUAACGCCGAGGCGAGGGCAAUGCUGGCCCUCAUUGGUAAGGAACGGGUUAGCGAGGGUUACAGGGAUGAGGAGGAUGACCUGGAGAUAUCUGAGGACAUGAAACGAAAGAUGAAUGUGAUACCUUCACUUAUAUAGACAUGUGAAUCCUAACAUCUCUUAUAUAGACAUGUGAAUCCUAACAUCUCUUAUAUAGACAUGUGAAUCCUAACAUCUCUUUACAUGCAUCACACACGGAGGUGUGCAGGGUGAAUGAUUUAGAAAUUGUGACCUUCACCUCAAGGUUAAAGGUCAAAUCAGUGCAUAAAUUUCAGAGUUCUUCUGUGCCACAAUAUGGUGUACAUUGCUUUAUAAUUAAUUGGUCACUUUGACUUCACUGAAAAUUCAAAGGUCAAACAAGGCAUCACAAGUGAUACAAAUCUCCUCGCAUUCACACAUUAUGUGACAAAUGUAUGAGGAAAUGAAUAGAAAAUUCAAUGAUGUAUCAGUAUCUGCUCUAGCGACUGCAUUCUUCAAUGGAUAAGAGAUUUUUAUUGUGCAGUUUGUAUUUUGCUUGCAUGAGAAUAUCUUUGUGUUUUGGAAAUAAAAAGCAAAAACAUAAUGAGAAUAUUCUGUUACAUAUUAGAGAUAAAUAAUUCUGCACAAAUCUGUUGAAGGUAAUGUCAUGGCAAACACUUGUAUCAUGAAGUCGAGCGAUGCAAUUUUUUUUGUAUAAAUAGUAAAAGUGACCUUGACCUUUAACACAGUAACCGGAAACGUAUCCUCGAUAUCCCGGGGUUACGCUCACUUUCAAUCUCUGAAUCCCUGGAUAAAUAUGUCAUAGCAAAAUUGAAGGCUCAGUGUGCGCCACCUU
Molecule: messenger RNA, 2218 nt
Organism: Mizuhopecten yessoensis (Yesso scallop)
Lineage: Eukaryota; Metazoa; Mollusca; Bivalvia; Pectinida; Pectinidae
Product: TLD domain-containing protein 1-like
Exons: 8
Coding region: 97-1503 (468 amino acids)
Biological process (GO): TOR signaling
Source: RefSeq, a predicted model, not a curated record